CCUCUCGCCAACAACCUGUUCUAUUUCUCAAAUUUCGCCCUGUCUUAAUUCUGUCGUGUAUUCUGCUUCUCUAGUAUGGGGAAUAUUACAAGCUGCUGUGAUUCUUGCUUUGGAUCGCGUAGGUCUCAGGCGUAUGAGCCUUUGCUACUGGAGAAUGAGCGGGAGGCAGUAGCAGAUCUUCUUCAGUAUCUUGAGAACCGGACGACUACAAAUUUUUUCAGCGGCUCUCCUCUUACCGCACUGACCACACUUUCGUUUUCCGACAAUGUUGAUCUUCAGCGCAGCGCAGCUCUGGCCUUUGCUGAAAUUACCGAAAAGGAAGUGCGCCCCGUUGGACGGGACACUCUCGACCCAAUACUUUUUUUGCUGAGCAGUCACGAUACCGAAGUCCAGCGGGCGGCUAGUGCGGCGUUGGGUAAUCUUGCGGUGAACACCGACAAUAAGCUCUUGAUCGUUAAACUCGGUGGUUUGGAACCGCUAAUUCGCCAAAUGCUCAGUCCCAAUGUUGAGGUUCAGUGUAAUGCUGUCGGCUGCGUCACCAACCUUGCAACGCAUGACGAUAACAAAACAAAGAUUGCCAAGUCUGGUGCAUUGGUUCCCCUUACUCGUCUAGCCCGUUCCAAGGAUAUGCGUGUACAGAGAAAUGCUACUGGGGCUCUUCUCAAUAUGACCCAUUCUGACGAGAACCGUCAACAGCUUGUAAAUGCCGGGGCCAUUCCCGUGCUAGUAAGCCUACUGAACUCACCAGACACCGACGUUCAAUACUACUGCACAACUGCACUUAGCAACAUUGCCGUAGAUGGGGCAAAUCGGAAGAAGUUGGCCAACACUGAACCCAAAUUGGUUACAAGCCUGGUAAUGUUGAUGGACAGCCCGAGCUUGAAGGUCCAGUGUCAGGCUGCUCUUGCUCUUCGUAAUCUAGCCAGUGACGAGAAAUAUCAGCUCGAAAUCGUUCGUGCAGACGGACUAUCUUCUUUGCUACGUCUCCUCCAAUCCGCAUACCUUCCCCUCAUUCUUUCGUCUGCCGCAUGUGUACGCAAUGUGUCCAUACACCCUCAGAACGAAUCUCCGAUCAUUGAAUCCGGUUUCUUACAACCACUUAUCAACCUUCUAUCAUUCAAAGAUAAUGAAGAAGUCCAGUGUCACGCUAUUUCCACCCUUCGAAAUUUAGCAGCUAGUUCAGAGAAGAACAAGACAGCGAUAGUCAAGGCCGGCGCUGUGGUGUCUAUCAAAGAGUUGGUCCUUGAAGUUCCAAUGAAUGUGCAGAGCGAGAUGACAGCUUGUGUAGCCGUGUUAGCAUUGAGUGAUGAACUUAAAGGUCAACUGCUCGAGAUGGGAAUUUGCGAGGUUCUGAUUCCCCUGACCAAUUCACCGAGCUCGGAAGUGCAGGGCAAUAGCGCUGCUGCUCUCGGAAACUUAUCAUCGAAAGAUGGCCGCACUGCUAAUGAUGAUUAUUCUGCGUUUAAUGAUGUUUGGGAUAAACCCGAUGGCGGGAUGCACCGAUAUCUUUAUCGUUUCCUUAGCAGUCCUGAUGCAACCUUCCAGCAUAUCGCCGUAUGGACAAUCGUCCAGCUUCUUGACUCUGGCGACCCUCAACUUAUCAGCAAUAUCCGAAGCUCUACCCUUCUCGUUCCUAACAUCCGCAACCUCGCCACCUCUCAAGCUUCAACACCAUCUUCUUCAGUCGGCUCACAUCGGUCACAUUCCUAUGAUGACACCGAAACAAAUGACGGUCAAGGAGAAAUUCAACUUCUAUCGCGCAGAAUUCUGGAAUAUGUGGAUGGCGACCUGGAAGCUAUGGCUCCUUCCAGCCUGACCCCUUCGCAUAUGCAACCUGGAUCUUCCGUAGCCAGCUCAACUCGAGAUCACGAGGAACUAAGACGCAGUGUGAGGGAAGCUUUCGCUCCGGGUUCGCAUCGGUGAGCAACUUGUACAGAGGUUUGACUGCGGUGUAUUCUUGUUUUUUCUUUACUCUCGGUAUAUCAUUAUGUUAGGUCACAAAUUGCGUGGUCAACUCUUAAGUACUAGUCGUAUCUCUUUCGUUAACCUUGCUCGAACAGUUCCCACUCGUUUAGUUCGUAACCGUAUAUCUACUGCUGUCUAUCUUCCGUAUUCUUCAAGUUUGCGCUCAUUGGGACUGGGCCCGACUGGUGUCAAAUUUUGUCCGUUUAGUAUAUAUAGAGCUUUCGAUCAGGUAUCUUUCUUUUCCAGAUGCUAUCAUGCGGUUCCCUGGUGUACAUAGUUAUGAUUAUGAUUUUGUAUGAAUGCGAGGACUCCGUCCGUAAAAUCGAGCUGACAGGCGCC
Molecule: messenger RNA, 2304 nt
Organism: Lentinula edodes (shiitake mushroom)
Lineage: Eukaryota; Fungi; Basidiomycota; Agaricomycetes; Agaricales; Omphalotaceae
Product: vacuolar protein 8
Exons: 11
Coding region: 76-1923 (615 amino acids)
Biological process (GO): nucleus-vacuole junction assembly; vacuole inheritance
Cellular component (GO): fungal-type vacuole membrane
Molecular function (GO): protein binding; protein-membrane adaptor activity
Source: RefSeq, a predicted model, not a curated record